AUGGCGAACAACAAUGAACAACAAUUAGUCGUCUUAGCGGCGUACGAGGCAGUUGAGCAGAUGAAAAUACUACUUGCUAUGUUUGCACAGUUGGUCCGUCUGUUUAUUCGUCGUCGUCGUACGAACUAUAUUAGUAUGGGUACAUCCUAUAGCUUAAGAAGUAGGAUACCAAAUCAGGUUAAAAAUCUGACUUACGUUGUCGGUACGAACGACACACUAUGCCGUAAAAACUUGAGGAUGAACAUGAACACAUUUGGUAGGUUGUGCUACCUUCUUCAAAAUCUAGGCGGGUUAGAAGCCACUAGAAAUGUAUCAGUGACCGAGCAAGUUGCUUUAUUUUUGCACGUGCUUUCCCAUCAUGAAAAAAACGUGAUCAUACAAACAAAUUACCAAGGGUCGGGGUUUACGGUUAGUAAGUACUUCUCGAGGGUUUUGAAAGCGGUCCUGAAAUUGCACAAUGUCAUGCUCGUACAGCCCGUACCCAUGGACGGAAAUUGCGAGGAUGUUCGUUGGAAUUAUUUUGAGGGUUGUUUAGGUGCGUUAGAUGGAACAUAUAUUCAAGUUCGUGUUCCACUAACUGAUAAACCCAGGUAUCGUAAUCGCAAAGGUGAUGUAUCUGUUAAUGUGCUCGCCGUUUCUAAUGUAAAUCUGAAUUUCGUUUACCUACUCACUGGAUGGGAGGGUUCCGCUGCUGAUAGUAGGAUUUGA
Molecule: messenger RNA, 708 nt
Organism: Erythranthe guttata (spotted monkey flower)
Lineage: Eukaryota; Viridiplantae; Streptophyta; Magnoliopsida; Lamiales; Phrymaceae
Source: RefSeq, a predicted model, not a curated record